Messenger RNA from Acanthaster planci (crown-of-thorns starfish), 6196 nucleotides. RefSeq lists its product as uncharacterized. Gene Ontology annotation, cellular component: membrane. The record is from RefSeq and is a predicted model, not a curated record. Lineage: Eukaryota; Metazoa; Echinodermata; Asteroidea; Valvatida; Acanthasteridae.
CAACGUACAUAUACACUGUACAUGUAUGUCCUGUGUCUUUCCAGAUGGCAGCGUUCGGUUGGUGGAUGGAAGUUCUUCUUCUGAGGGGCGUGUUGAGGUCUCCUAUCAAGGUGCCUGGGGGACUGUCUGUGAUGACUUGUUUGAUAUCCAAGAUGCUACUGUCAUCUGUCGUCAGUUGGGCUUCCCAGGUGCAGUAAGAGCUGUGUCAGCUGCUGCUGAAUUCUCUGUUGGUGUCGGGCCCAUUUUACUUGAUAAUCUGGAAUGCACAGGACGUGAAAGUACACUGGCAGAUUGUACCCAUGCAGGAUGGACUGUCAAUAACUGUGGUCAUUCAGAAGACGCUGGAGUGGUCUGUUCUACAACAACUGCAGCUCCAGAGGUAUCAGGACUGCCAGAUGGUAGUGUUCGGUUGGUCGAUGGAAGCUCAACUUCUGAGGGACGUGUUGAAGUCUACUAUCAAGGUGACUGGGGGACUGUCUGUGAUGACUUGUUUGACAUCCAAGAUGCAACUGUCAUCUGUCAUCAACUUGGUUUCCCAUCUGCUGUUCGAGCCGUGUCAGCUGCUGCUGAAUUCUCUGUUGGUGCUGGACCCAUUUUACUUGAUAAUGUGGAAUGCACAGGACAUGAAAGUACACUGGCAGAUUGUACCCAUGCAGGAUGGACUGUCAAUAACUGUGGUCAUUCAGAAGAUGCUGGAGUGGUCUGUUCUACAACAACUGUAGGUCCAGAAGUUUCAGGACCACCAGAUGGCAGUGUUCGUUUAGUUGAUGGAAGCUCAUCUUCUGAGGGACGUGUUGAGGUCUACUAUCAAGGUGACUGGGGCACUGUCUGUGAUGACGUUUGGGAUAUCAGCGAUGCCAUUGUUGUCUGUCGUCAGUUGGGCUUCCCAGGUGCAGUAAGAGCUGUGUCAGCUGCUGCUGAAUUCUCUGUUGGUGAUGGGCCCAUUUUACUUGAUAACGUGGAAUGCACAGGAGACGAAAAUACACUGGCAGAUUGUUCCCAUGGAGGAUGGACUGUUCAUAACUGUGGUCAUUCAGAAGAUGCUGGAGUGGUGUGCUCAACUACAACUUCAGGCCCAGAGGUGUCUUGGAUGCCAGAUGGUACUGUUCGAUUGGCUGGUGGCACAUCAUCAGCUAAAGGCCGGGUUGAAAUUUAUUUCAACGGUGAAUGGGGAACAGUUUGUGAUGAUGGCUGGGACCUUGCAGAUGGUAACGUUGUCUGUCAUCAGCUUGGCUUUAGUUCAGCUGUAUUUGUGAGGUCGUUUGGCCCAGGAAGUGGGCCAAUAUUUCUAGAUGAGGUGUCCUGCUCAGCUGAUGACCAAACCCUGGCAGAGUGUGAUCACCAAGGUUUGGGGAUUCAUAACUGUAACCAUGAUGAGGACGCAGGUGUUGUCUGCGAGACACCAGUAUUUGUCGAUGUGCGACUUGUGGAUGGAAACACCGGAAAUGAAGGACGAUGGACUGUCAAUAACUGUGGCCACUCAGAAGAUGCAGGAGUCUUUUGUUUACCACAUUUAACUGAAGCCCCUGACAUAUUUGAAGAGGGUAGUGUUCGAUUGGCUGGUAGCACAUUGUCAUCUGAAGGCCGGGUUGAAAUCUAUCACAACGGCGCGUGGGGGACAGUUUGUGAUGAUGGCUGGGACCUUGCAGAUGGUAACGUUGUCUGUCGUCAGCUCGGCUUUAGUUCAGCUUCAUCUGUGAGGUCGUUUGGUCGAGGAAGUGGGCCAAUAUUUCUAGAUCAGGUGUCCUGCUCAGCUGAUGACCAAACCCUGGCAGAGUGUGAUCACCAAGGUUUCGGAAGUCAUAACUGUGACCAUGUUGAGGACGCAGGUGUUGUCUGUGAGAUAGCCUUUGUUGGGGAUGGAAGCGUGCGACUGCAAGGUAGUAGCUCUGCCCACCAGGGCCGUGUGGAGAUCUUCCACAGUGGUGUGUGGGGCACAGUCUGUGAUGACUCAUGGGAUAUCAACGAGGCCAUGGUAGUCUGUCAGCAGCUGGGUUACCUAUCUGCUGAGGCAGCACUGAACUCGCAAGAGGCCGGCUUUGGAAUGGGCGAGGGACAGAUACUUCUGGACGAGGUGGAGUGCUCUGGUGAAGAGAACACCUUGUAUGAGUGUAGCCACAAAGAGGACCACAACUGUGAACACUCAGAAGACGCUGCUGUCAUAUGCACAGUACUUACCACUGCGCCAAUGGUUACCACCACAUUACGCAGCACCACAUCACGCAGCAUUACUGCAGAUUUGCCUGUGGAGGAUAGUGCCUUGCGUCUGGCUGGAGGGACAUUACCCUCAAACGGGCGCCUGGAGGUUUACUACCAGGGCCAGUGGGGCACCGUCUGCGACGACAAGUGGGGUCUCCGGAAUGCUCAAGUGGUUUGCCGUCAGCUGGGCUAUGGCUCAGCUGAUCCAGUCCUCUACCAGUCCAAGUACCGCGGGGGGAAGGGCCCCAUCCUGUUGGAUGAGGUGAACUGCACUGGUGCUGAGUUGUCUCUUGUGAGUUGCCCAAGUAGCCACUGGAAACAGCAUGACUGUACCCAUGCUGAGGAUGUUGGGGUGGUGUGCCAGAGACCAGGUUCGGUGCGCCUCGUCAGCACUGGCGAUUUACCCAACACACUGGGACUACUUGAGAUGUUUGUGGAUGGGGCAUGGCUUCCAGUUUGUCGGCAGGGAUGGGAGAUGACCGUUGCCGAUUCAGUGUGCCGACAGCUUGGAUUCAACUCUGCCACAAACACUGAUGUCAGCAGGGUGGAUGGCAUUGAACAAGGGAAUAGUGUGGUUCAAAGGAUCUCCUGCACUGACUCUAAGGCUCAACUGAAGGACUGCAGAGUGGAUGUGACAAAGGGACACAGUUGCCAGGACGCUGGCGCAGAUGGCAAUGUAUUUGUGGAAUGCCUCAGACACAAAACAGAUGGUGAUGUCAGGCUGUCUGGCAGUGAGCCAUCAUUCAAGGGAGAAGUACAGAUCCGUCUAGAGGGAGUAUGGGGUGCCGUCUGUGACACAGACUGGCAACUGAGCGAUGGCGAGGUCGUCUGCAAUCAGCUGGGCUAUUACGGGGCCAAAUCAGUGUACCAGAGCAAAAUUCCACACGAUUUUGGAGAUGAGAACGGUGACAUACCCACAUUGAGGCAGCCUGUGUGCUCUGGGGAGGAGGCCCGCCUGGUGUCCUGUAGGAACAGUGGGUGGAGUUGCUCUGACAAGUGCCAGAAGGGACGAGUUGGUGUUGAGUGUAACCAGCGACGGGGCAAGUCAGCAUCAAACCCACAGCAGCCAGGUCUGGGAACUGUUCCCAUUGCGGUUAUCGCCGUGAUAGCCUCCUUAGUCCUACUCAUCAUUGUCAUCAUCCUCAUCGCUGCCGUCAUCAGGAGGACCAAGGCGAAGAGGAGCCAAAGCCACCACAUGGCCAUCCCCAUGCUUCCACCCUCGUUGCCUCCUCAUCAAGACCCGUCAGUCACCGCUGAUGGAGCAGACGGAAGUAAUCAUUACGCCUCCCUGGGUGGUGCCACGGCCAAUCCCAGCACCGGGAUGUGCAACCCGGUUUAUGAAACCUCACUUAAUUGGUCCCCACCUCUGAAGCCAGUUACGUUUGAGUUUCCCCCGGCUGAAGAAGAUGGAGGUGACCUAAAGAAGGGGAAAUAAGGACCACACCCUCAUUGUCUGGUUGAUAUCAUCCUCUUUUGUUUGUAUAAAUGAAUUAAUCUGAGGAGACACCAUUACUGCAAUGCCAUCACCUACAGGCAGACAUCCUCAAAGUUCAGUAAGCACACACUUUGUUAAGUUACAGCACCCUAUUGGUUGAAGAAUGCACUGGGUGUAUACCACCUGCAUGCAAACGCGGUGACACCACUUUAAUAGCAUCUAAUUCACCUGAAAUUAGUCUACAAAGCUACAGAGAGAAUGUGAAAUUUCAGUAGAAUGCAGGAAUAACACUGAGAUAAAACUACAGACAGUUAUUUUAGUAUGAUUAGCAUUUUAGCAUAUUAGCAUUUUUCUUUACAGCAAUUAUAUUUAGAGUAAAUUUAGUCCAAAUAUUUUCAAAUAACUUUAUUUUCAAUUUCAUUUGAUAUUCUAUAAGGUUUUUUGGUACUUCAGUGUUUUUAUACUCAUGCAAGCAUCCAUGUUAAUGAGCAAACUUGUGACAUUUUUCCAAGAAGAAAAGCAUUGUGCACUGACGUGUGCACAAAAACUGUUGUAUUUUUACACUUGUGUUUUGCUGUCCCGAGUUUCCCUUUACUCAUUGAUUCAUCUCUACAUCGGAAUAAGCUAGUGAGAUCCCUUUCUCAGAAAUGUUUUCAGUGAGGCAAUUUGGUUCAAUAUUGAACAAACAGCCUGUAAAAUGAGCAGUGUCUCCCCCAAGUGACAUCACGGCAAAACAGUGCCCUCUGUCAUCUAGAAAACUGACAUCAGAAAAGUUUAACAAUACUCUUUUUGAAUACACCUGACCCCAGUGGGGCGCCUUGUAGUAUCAUGCUUUGGAGAAGAGUAAAAAGAUGCUUAGGCAGUGUAUCUCAGGAACAUUCACUGCAUGGGUACUUUUAAAUAAUUAUUAGGUCUUAUUCACACUUUGCUGAAUGUGGAUGAUCACUUUUGUUUUGUUACAAGAUAGUAACAAAUAUCUUUUGGUUACAUAACAAGUAGAAGUCAUAAAAGUCUCAAAAUCGUUUAUCUUUAGCAUCUUGAGUAAUCUAAUGCAAUAUUUGGUUUUGAACUGUGAGAGAAAUUUACUAAUAUCAAUCUAAAAGCACAAGCAGUAUAUCUUUCUUAUAAUGUUAGUGUUGAAUACUCAGUGAUGCAAAAGUACUUAUGAAAAAUGUAAAGGCUUUCAAAUGUGUAUAUAUUGUUCCUCACUGGUAUACAGUGACUGGAUGUCAUUUAUGGUUUUAUAACUAGCAAUGGUUAUAGCAGUGUAUGCAUUACACAGUUUGCUUCCACAGUAUAAUGUCUUAAAAGCCAGGUUUUGGACAAGUUUUUCUUAUUAAAUUACAAUAAAAUUGUGUUUUUUAUCUUUAAAUGGGGUACUUUGGAUUGAAAGCAUAGAAUGGUUGAAUCUCCCCACAUUUGGUGUCUUUUGGUGAGUUCAGCCCCACCCCCAAGAAAGGGCAAGCAAGUUUAAAGACUAAUCAAAGCCUGAUUUAUAAAGUCAAUUUUUACUGGAAGAAUGCCUUAUGAGAGUCAAUAUAAACAAGCACAUUGAAGUUCAUGCAACGCUGUUUGCAGUUGUAUACAAGUCUGCAUUUAUAUCAGAGCUUGAUGUCAACCCUUUUCUGAACUGAAGAUUCGUGUUUAGGCUGCACCCUUGGCUACUCAUCCGACUGAUGUUAUGGCACAAGAGAAAUGAAGCCAAAUUCAAUUGAAUACCGAAGUUCAUAAACGUCAUAUGGAAAUCAAUAUGUUUAGACCUUUCUUAGGUUUCAAAGAUUGCGAGGCAUCAAGAUUUCAGUGUUCUCCCAGGAGUACUCUUGUACAUUGACAACCAGAAGGAGUGGGCCAUUGUGGCACAGAUUUUCUCUGAUAAUUUUGACAGCACCCACAGCCUGGAAAGUCAUUCAAAAAUCAUGCCUUGUUUUCAUUUUCCAGGCCUGGAAAAGUCAUGAAAGUUUUGAUAAAGUGACCAAAGUCAUGGAAAAGUCAUGGAAUUUGGCAAACACUGUGAUUUUUGUUAUCAGAAAUAAGUUCAUAAAAUGUGUGAUUAUAUUCACAACUUUUAAAGUCUGAAAAGCCCAAGAAAUUGUGUUAUUGGGUCAUGGAUUUUUAUAAUUUGGUCCUGGAAAAGUCAUGGAAUUUAAUUGUCCUUUAGCUGCAGGAACCCUGAUUUGAGAUUAAUUUGGGGAUUUUUUUAUCAUUUGUGCUUUUCUGUGUGCAGUAGGAAAAGUAUAUGUAUAAGCCUUAAAAUCCCCUUCAGGGGCCACUUGGAUUGAAAAUUAUCUUGAACAAAUCCUGAACCAUGCAUUUUCUCAAAAACCUGACUUGUUCUGUAUGCUAGGACUGGACAUUUAGGUUACACUGUUACAAUAUAAAAAGAAACCAUAAGAUACUGUAAAUUUUGAACUCCCAGAUUUUUUUCAAGCCAUUUCAUUCAGCUUCUGCAAGAAUGAUGUAGUGCUGUUCAUUAACUUUAGCUUUUUAAACCUGAGCAUAAACUUGCAGUUAUGUCAUAGGUAAUUAAAAUUAAUAAAGCUCCGCGAGCGCUAUGUAAUACAA